Messenger RNA from Anarrhichthys ocellatus (wolf-eel), 4047 nucleotides. RefSeq names its product neurabin-2-like. The transcript has 12 exons. NCBI's taxonomy places the organism in Eukaryota, Metazoa, Chordata, Actinopteri, Perciformes, Anarhichadidae. The record is from RefSeq and is a predicted model, not a curated record. Gene Ontology annotation, biological process: neuron projection development; actin filament organization; calcium-mediated signaling. Gene Ontology annotation, molecular function: actin filament binding. Gene Ontology annotation, cellular component: actin cytoskeleton; dendrite; cytoplasm. The coding region runs from base 198 to 2651 and encodes 817 amino acids.
CUGCGAGAGGAGGACCAGAAAUCUGCAGCUCACAGAGGGAAGAGAUCAAAAUGAUGCUGCCUGUAAAAAGGGAUUAAACUCUGGGCGCCACCUCGCUUGGAUCGGCUGCUGCUGGUUGGAUAAUACCGAUUUGGCACCCGGGCGUUGAGAAAGGAAACAUGCCGUCGCUGAGCAUCCGUUGCGACGCUUGACUCAACAUGAUGAAGACCGAAUCCACAUCCAAGAGCACCGGCUCUGGCUCCACGCUCAGGAGCCCAUCCCCGCACAGGAACGCGUACGAAGCGGGGAUGCAGGCCCUGAAGCCCGUCAAAGACAAUGCCGCCAACGGGGACCUGCAGGAUGGCCCCCGAGGGCGCAGGUACGGCUCCAACGUGCACCGUAUCAAGAACAUGUUCCAGCAGAUGCAGACCACAUCCCCGGCCGAUGCGGAGGGAGAGGAAUGCACCAGGAACCCCGAGAAAUCGGUGCGCCUCUCUCUCCCUAGAGCCGGGAGCCUGAACGAGAACGUGGACCACAGCGCGUUGCUGAAGCUGGGAUCCACCGUGUCCGAGCGCGUGAGCAAAUUCGACAUCACCAAACCGGAGAACGGGCACCCGCGGGCCUCGUCGCCUAGCUUCUCCAAGCUGCAGGAGACCCGCCGCAUCUUCGAGCAGCAGCAGGAGAGGCAGCAGCAGGAGGAGGAGAAGCAGCAGGAGAUCCAGCAGCAGCAUGAGAAGCUGGCCACCACCAGGGUUCUCCUGAAGACUGACAAGGCCUCAAGCUUCCAGGAGAGCAGGUUGGACGUGAUGGCUCGUUUCAACGGCAGCACAGAGUCCCUGGACAGCCUGGACACCAGCGAGGCCGUGUCCCCUACGGUCAGCCAGCUCAGUGCCGUGUUUGAACGGGCGGCCGAGCUCCGGAACAACCUCCACCGCCUCUCCUCGACCCCACCGCUGCCCUCCAGGGGGGUCAGCGCCAAGGUGGGUGUGUUGAACUCCAAAAUAAUCACAAAGAGGGUUUGUGCCUUUGCAGCGGGCAACCAGGACGAAGAUAUUAGCAAUCAGAUGGGCCAAGAGGGGCCUCCGAGGGGCCCCAGGGCGAGGAUGGCUCCUCCGUCUGAAAGCUUUAAUGGGGACCAAAACCCCCCAGAUACUGAACUUUACAGUACUGCAGGAGAGCCAAAUGAGCAGAGAGAAAAGACAGUGUCAGAUGCAGGUGUUGAGGUCAAACCUGAGGAACACUAUGGGGCCAAGGGGCCCAACAGCACAACACUGCAAGGUGACAUCCACAUCUCUGUGGAGAACGGAGACACCGCUGCCCAGAAGAAGAGCUCUCCAAAGGGUGGCGACAUGGCCAGGGACGCUGGGGACGAAGACCGGACUCUCAGAGACGACCAGUCGGGGCGCGACUCUGUGGAUAUCAGUACCUACAGCGCGGUGGGGGAGGACUUUGGAGGAAGCCAGGUGGACGAGGAGGAAGACGAGGUCGAUGACAGCUAUGAGGCCGAGUCCAGCUGUGCGGAGAUCUCUGGGCUGCCUGUGGAGGAGGACCCGCCCCCCUCCAGGAAGAUCCGCUUCAGCACAGAGCCCAUCAAGGUGUUUGCCACCUACCCCAACGAGGACUACGACCGGCGCAAUGAAGACGUGGAUCCCAUGGCGGCGUCUGCAGAGUACGAGCUGGAGAAGAGGGUGGAGAGGCUGGACCUGUUCCCCGCGGAGCUGGAGAAAGAUGGCGAGGGCCUGGGCAUCAGUAUCAUCGGGAUGGGUGCCGGGGCCGACAUGGGCCUGGAGAAGCUGGGCAUCUUCGUCAAGACCGUCACGGAUGGAGGAGCAGCACACAAGGAUGGGAGGAUCCUGGUGAACGAUCUGAUCGUGGAGGUGGACGGGACCAGUUUGGUGGGAGUCACCCAGAACUUUGCCGCCUCCGUACUCAGGAACACCUCAGGAACUGUCAAGUUCGUGAUCGGGCGAGAAAAGCCGGGCGAGCAGAGCGAGGUGGCCCAGCUCAUCCAGCAGACGCUGGAGCAGGAGCGCUGGCAGAGGGAGAUGAUGGAGCAGCGCUACAACCAGUACAUGGACGAGCAGGAGGGCGGUGAGUACGGCACGGACGAGGAAGAGGACGAGGACGAGGAGGUCAGCCCGCCGUAUCCCAGCGCCAUCGAGGUGUUUGACCUGGCGGAGAACGAGGACAUGUCCCCCCUGGAGACAGACCCUGAGAAACUGGCACAUAAAUACAAAGAGCUCCAAAUAAAGCAUGCUGUGACCCAAGCUGAGAUCCAACAGCUGAAGAGAAAGCUGCACCACGCGGAGCAGGAGAAGCAGCGCUGGCGUAUGGACAAGGCCCAGCUGGAACAGACCCUGCAGGAGAACAAGGAGCGCAUGGAUAAGCUGGAGGGCUACUGGAUGGAGGCUCAGAGCCUGUGCCAGGCGGUGGACGAGCACUUGAAGGAGACGCAGUCCCAGUAUCAGGCCCUGGAGCGCAAGUACAGCAAAGCCAAACGCCUGAUCAAGGAGUAUCAGCAGAAGGAGAUCGAGUACCUGAAGAAGGAGACCCAGCGCUGUGCACAAGUUGGAGCUGAGGCCUCUCUUCUCAAAGAGGAGUCCGGGCAACUUCAAGAGCAGGUGGCGGACCUGGAGUGCCGGGUGGAGGAGCUGAAAUCUGAACCUUUAUAAAAGUAAAAGCCUUUUUGUCCGUCACGCGUCUCAGAGAGCAGAACUUCACUAGCUACAGGAGGAGACGGUGUCAUUGUACUUGACCUGCAGGGUAUUUCCUCGUCGCCCCCGUGAGCUUGGUUUCCGGGCGCAUACCGUAUACGUGUCCUCAGGCUUCGUAUUUCAGCCACUUUUAACCCCUUUUAACCAUGUUUUUCUGUUACCAUUUAUGGGAUUGUGAAGAACGGUUUUAUCAUCACAAAUACAGACUCUGUUGAGCUCUAGAUGUGCUGUUCCUUUUCAGUAUUUAAUCCCUUACUUUGUGGUUUUGUGACAGACCAGGAUGUUACUUUUAAUUGCCAAAAAAAAAAAAAAAGACCCCUUUCUUUCUUUCGCCUGGUUUUGUGACCUUUUCUUUUUUUUUGUACAGAUGUGAUACUGUGUGGUUUAACAAUCAGUUUGGUUUGUAAAAAUUUUUAAUAUGUGUAUAACAUUUAACAUAAUAUAAACUAAUGAGAUAGAGGGUUGUUGUAUAUUUUAUGUGAUGUAAAUUGGAUGGAGAUUGCACUGAAGAAGACACCAACAAGGUGCUUCACUGGAACGGAGGAAGAAACGGGAACUAUAUUUGGAGGUGUCUUCGAAAUAGUAGAAACUGUAACCCAACCUUCGUAGGGGUCUUUGUCAAUUAACCACCUGCUGCCUACCUUUCAGAAGUGUUUGUGUAUUUUUUACACACUAAAGAGACUCUUCAAUGAGCGUCCCAACCCCUCCGGUCUCAACCCCUCGCUUCUUUAAAUAAAAAAAACAAAAAACAAAAACAGGACCACAGAAAACAAGCCUCCACAAAUGAAAAUGGAUCUCUCCCCCCUCCAAAUGGAUGUUGUCAAGGACUUGUGUAACUGGUAUUAGUUAGGACUACUGAUAUAAGAAACAUUACUGGACCGAGAUUGUUUAAAGAAGCCGUUACCAGCAGCAAAUAUUUUAAAACGCUUGUGUCUCGAACCAGCAGCUGCACUCGACACCGCUGUGUGUAGCACAUGGAAAACACUGCCGGGUUCACGCCUGUUUCAAUUCACGCACACAGUUUCAAAUGGAAUUGAGUCUCCUCGUGUCAACCGUCAUACCAGUAUGUUUGUAUAGUUCAGGUAAGACUGAAAUAUUUUAAUUUUACUUAAUAUUUAUAAUCUAGUCAAAAAAGGUAGAAAUAUGAGCUAACGAGGACAAAAAGUGACAGAAGCAAUGUUCAGUAGACAGUUGUAACUGUGUAGAUCUGGAUGACUACAGAAACUAAAUUAAGAUUAAUGAAUUGACAAAAAAAAAAAACAGGCAUGGUUAUGAGUAUUUUCAUAAUAUUAAGGCUUGUACAGUGCACAUGCUUUGCAUUGUAUGUUUUGUGGAAUAAAUGGUCAACAGUGAA